Molecule: messenger RNA, 498 nt
Organism: Funneliformis mosseae
Lineage: Eukaryota; Fungi; Glomeromycota; Glomeromycetes; Glomerales; Glomeraceae
Source: the annotation of a GenBank genome assembly
ACGUGGGAAUAUUCGCCGACGUAUGCAAUUAAAAGCUGGGCUUAUAUUCAAUUACAUGCACUUAUUGGCAAUGCUUUUAACUUUUUAUUCAAUCACGAUAAGGUUAAAGUAUUUUACGCCAUACGCGUGAUUUUCGCUGUGAUUUGCUCAAUUUGUGAAACGUUAUUCUAUCGCUCAGCAGUAAAUAAUCUAGGCCCACGUGUCGGCCGUUAUUUAAUACUCACAAUGUUGAUUAGUGCUGGGAUGUGGAAUGCUUCAAUCGCGUAUCUCCCCUCGACUUUUGCAAUGUAUACAACUAUGAUAGCAUUUUUUUAUGCUCUUAAGCCGGUAUCAACAACUUCUGGAGGAAGAAUUUAUCGUACAAUUUUUUGGGUUGGUCUAGGAUCUCUAUUAGCAUGGCCUUUUAGUGCAGCGGUUGGUAUACCUGCAGCCAUCGAAGAAUUGGUUCUUCGAACCGCCGCGCUCAAGAACAGAUUUGAGCGAAUAAAACGAUUGAUA